UGUCAAUAUCUGUCAAAAACCUAUUUUUCGUCGCACGCUCUACGUCCCUUUGGACUAAAAUUUCACUUCCCGUGUCAUCAUGUCCGGAAAAGCACAAUGGUUUACUCCCACAGCGGCCAUGAAAAACAAAGCGGAAGUGUGGACGAAACUCGAAAACAGUGGAUGGAAACCUCCUAAACACGACACCUCGAAGCCCAUGACGUAUUUCAAUAACACGACAAAGGUCCACGAACGUACCCCUGAAUACGACCUAUUUUUUGCCUAUACGAAAGUCUUCCCAUUGUGGGAUCAGAAAAAGCUCAAGGACAACUGUCAGAACAAGAGAGACAUCUGGGAGAACAUCAAUGAACAGGAGAAAAACAAGCCCAUCCCGAUCCUCAGCUCCUUCAACUACGGCCUCGCCGCCCGCGCCCACCUCGAAUACUUCGACCCCGCAUUUCGCCGCAUCCAUGCCACCGGCGACUUCCAGCGUCGCCAUGGCGUGCAGCCAGUAGAAGAGAAAGAGCCCCAAUAA
Messenger RNA from Zophobas morio, 514 nucleotides. RefSeq lists its product as uncharacterized. Bases 80 to 514 code for a protein of 144 amino acids. The record is from RefSeq and is a predicted model, not a curated record. NCBI's taxonomy places the organism in Eukaryota, Metazoa, Arthropoda, Insecta, Coleoptera, Tenebrionidae. The transcript has 3 exons.